AACUGGCAUCUUACAAUUAUUGUUGUCAAAAUAAAUGCUGAUCAAUUUCGGCCGCAUUUGGGAACGAAUUGUAUAAGUAUUGAAAUGGCUAAUUCUAAGGAUUAUAAAGAUAUUGGAUUAAGUGAGAAAAAUCAAAAUGUAUCUGGUAGUUCUCCUAGUAGUGAUUUUGAUCGUCUUGAAGAUUGCAACGAAGCUGAAUUCCGUGGUGCUACUCUUUCUCUGUCUCAAGAAACUUCUCCUCCUGAAUCUAUUGCAGCCAGUGCCUGUGAUGAUCCCAAUGGCAAUACUGAAAUAGAUGGAACAGCUGGCAAUCGGCGAUCAUCUUCUAUAAGACCACUACAUACCAGCAGCAUUCAAGAUUUUUUUGCUGUUCGAGAAGGUGCACUUCAGAAAGCUGCUGAACAUUGUCGUCCUGUUAUUUUAGAUCAUAUGGAUGGAGAUCUUCGUGGUAUUUGGCUGCUUACAGAAAUUGAUCACUGGGGUGCUGAAAAGGAGAGAUUAAUUUUUCUGACAGAGAACAGUUUGAUAUCAUUAAAGUAUGACUUUAUAACUUUAAAACUUUUGGAUUAUACUCGACAUUCUUUGAAACAGUUUACUCAGAUUAUAAUUGGGGAAUUAAAGUAUCCAGACAAAUCUUUAAUGCCAAAGAUCAAUGGAGCCAUGGAUUUUGUUAAACAAAGAAUUAUACCAAAAUUAAGGCAGGGUCGCAGUUUCCGCCAACCUUCUAACACGAUGCAGCUCUCUGUUGUUGAUAACAAGCCAAGAUCUGCUGUAGCCAGAAAUCAGUUGGGUGUCCAGUGUUCGUGGCAUAGUUCAGAACAAAUUCCAGUUCUGAAACGCUGGAAUCCAUGGAGUCGUGACAUACCAUGGGUGACUUACACUUCUCAUCCUCUCUUCAAAAUGGAUACAAAUGAAAAGAAUAAUUACAACAUAGAGGAUUUCUCCAAGAAAUUAAUGGCUACAGUUUGUGGAGACAACAUGACUGAAAAUUCAGUCACUACGCCUACAAGUGGAUCUUGCAAAGUCUUAUAUCAACCAAUUAUUAUUGAGAGUUAUGCUGGACUUGCUGCAGCCCUCCACAAUGCCAAUGAGCUUGGCUUCUUCAAAUCUCGAGGCAAAGUUAGUUUUUAGAAAAUCCAAUUGAGCUUAAAAUGAGUGAUUGUGCAUCAAAAUUUCUUUGGAAAGCUGAAGGAAUUUCCAGCAUUGAAAUGAAAAAUUACAUACAAUUUUUUUUUAUGCAGUGGAAUUUGUUUAAUUCUAGUUUUUUAAUUGGGUUUCCUCAGUACUUUUGAAUUUAUACCUCAUCCUUUGAUUUUGUUAUUAACAUAUUGUUAAAAUAUCACCUAUAAUUCACAUUAAUUUUUUUCAUUCCUGUUUUUUCCUUUCUUUCUUUUUAUUUAAAUAAGUCUGAUCAUAAAUGAAUGCUUUUCUCCGGCCCUUAAUUUCAUUCAAGAAAAUUCAUUUCUGUAUAAAACAUCCAAUAAAAAUAAUAAAAAGUCAGCAAUGAAAUGUUUCUAUAUUAAAAAAAAAAUAGCAUAGAGCAUGUUGGAUAUGAACCAUACUUUUUAUUUUAAAAUUUAACUGUACAAUUGUUGCAUUCAAAGUACUUUUAUUUAGUAAUUAAAAUUACAUUUUUAAUAAAUUAUGAUUUAAUAUUUUUGUUGAAAUUAAUUUUUUAAUUUGUCACAUAUUUUAUGUACAUUUUUAUUUCCCUAUUUAUGAAAUAUUAACAAAUUUUUAAAAUCAUUUAUUAAAACAUUUUUAUUAUUAAUUAUGUAUUAUUUAUGAAAAAUAAAUCCUUUGCUAUCAUUUUCCCUUUCUGUUGUUAUUUUCAGGCCCAAUUUUACUUAAUGAAAAUAUUUAUUAUCAUUCUGACAACUAUGAAUUAUCAAAUUCCACUCUAGUCAUACAGGAAAAUUUAAUAACAUGCCGUUAUUAACCACUUCUUGCUUGCAUUGUUUUCCAAAUAUGUGUUAUUUUUUGUUUUUUCUGUAUAAUAAAAAAUUAUGUUGCUAAAAUAUAUUUAAGCGAACUAUCAUAUAUAUUUAAAAAAACAGAGCAAAUACAUUUUAAAAAUUAUAAUUUAUUAUUACAAUAUUAAAGUAAUUAACAAUCUCUAAGAGGAACUUAUUUGUAACAAACAAAAAAAAAAUCUUGUUGAAUUCUCCCCUCCCCCCUCCCACUUUAUCUCAUUUUGUGUUUCGUCAUUUACUUUUUGCAAUUUUUUUUUAAUGACUUUUUAUCUCUGAGGAUUUUAUUUUUCAUUCACAAAAUAUAUAUUUUAUUUCCUUUCUACCUUUUUUUUUUUUUAUUUAAAGAGAAAAAUCUAUUUAUUUUACGGCGAAUUAAAAAAAUGCAUUAUUUUUAUAAUUCUGAAAAACUUUAUAAAUCUAAAAAUCAUUUAUCAUGUCCUAAAUUCAUUAUCAGCUUUAUGGUUUUUUUUUUAAUCUAGGACCGGAUAAUUAAAAAUCAAGUGUCAAGCCAUAUCUGUCGGUAACAAUUCCAUAUCUAGUUUAAAAAGAAAGAAAAAAAAGUCAUUUGCUAAUAUGUAAACAAAAUUUUCUUGCUAUUGCAACUGAUUAGUUGUUGGAAAGUUGUUUUUUGUGUCUGUGUGAAUUUUCAACAAAAAUUAUUCAGAAUUUGAAAAUUGUUUAUUGAUGAUUAAUGAGAUAUAUCACCAUUUGUAAGUUGUUAUCUUAACUUCUGUUUAUAUUGGUUUGUUAAUUUCUGGAAGAUCAAAAAUAUAAAAGUUAAAUUUUCAUACUUAUUAUAUAUAUAAUGUGCCCCUUUAAACUUAUUUUUAUUUUUUGUAUAAAAAGGUUUUCUUCCACCCCCUUUUUUUUAUUAGCCAUUUCAUUCUUACACUCAUUCUAAUGAUAUUGAAGUUUAUUUGAAAAUUAAGAUGUAUUUUUACAUUUUUCACUUAUAAAGUCAUUCUAGUGCUCAAAAACUAUUGCUACAUGCAAUUGAAAAUUGUCAGCUGUAAAAAUGAUUGAUUUGGUAUUGUAGUUUUUGUAUUUUACUUUUUUUCUCAUUAUAUGAAAGCUCCAAACAAAAGAGUUUGAAAUGCUAUCAUGUGACCAGCAUCAUCAUAAUCCAAAACACUUUUUAAUGAAUAACAUACUACAAAGAAAUAAAAGAAUUUUUUAAUACAAAAAAUUAGCAUAUAAAACUGGUAAAGUACUAUAUGUUUUAUCAUUUGGUUAUUUCUCAUGCAAAGUUUUGAUAAGAUUUGUAAUAUAGGUCCAAUUCUUUUUAAUGCAAAUGUUUCUGCUGUCAAAAUGAAAAAAAAAUGCAAGUGUCACUUUCUUCAACAUCAGAAUUAUGAAAAUGAUCGACAUUUUUCUUUAUAUUGUUUGAAGAUCUAUGUCAUUUAUAGAAUGAUGUAGAACUUCUAAAAUAAUCUCACAAAUGGUGCUAUGAAAAUUUUUUAGAAUGGGUUAUUCAACAGUAGCAUUUCUCUUCAAAUGAAAUGAGAUGUUUUCCAGAAAUUUUGACUGAACAUCACUCUUAUGAAGAAACACAUCAAGAAACCACUCAAUUGCCUUUGGGAAAAAUAUAGCCUAGUAUGAAAUUUUUGAAUUCUGAUUGUAACUGCUAAACAAAGAAAAAAUAUGCUUGCUUUUUAUUUCUGGUUGUGCCAAAAUUAAUUCUAGUGACCACCAUUUGAACCUGUGAAAUAUAUAUUAUGCUGUUAUAACUGUGAAAAACAGUCCAUUUCAGUCUUGCUUGCUCUCUAUUCAAAAGUUUUAUCUUUAUCAAUGUUCAUAUAAUAGUAAAUAUAUUAAUUGUUUUCUAAUUUCUAUAAUAAGCUAGAAAAAGUAGUUGCAUGAAUUUUUGUAAAUAAGCUCUUGGUAUCACAUGUUCAUAUUUACUAUUAGCUUUAUGGAAAUUUCUAGUCAUGCUCUUGUUAAUUAUAAGGGGUUGAGACAAGUUGAUGAAUGUUUUGAGAAUUUUGUUUUAAAAAUAUGCAGUGUAUUCAAGUCUUAUUUUUUAUAUGUUCUUUGAAUAUUUAUGAAUUAGAAAUAAUAGAUUAAUCUAAUUGUAUCAUCAAACAGAAGUUUUAAUAGAGAAGGAAAAAUAGGGAACUUGACUGAUUCAAGUUUUUCUCUAAUUUCUUGAAUCUCCUAUAAAUUUAAUAUUAAAAAGUCAAAUUCAAAGUCAAAAGUAAAAACUUUGUUUUGUUUUCUUCUUACAAAUGAAUAAUUUUAAUAAAACCUGUAAAAAGUUUUUCAUAAAAAACUAAAUAUAAUGAAUUAUACUGCGUAUUUUGUUAGAAGAUAUAUAUAAUGUGUUGUGUCUUGCUUAUUCAUUAAAACUGGCAUUCAUUUAUGAAAAUUACUUUCUCUUUGAUUAUUUAAAGGAUUAAAUAUUUAAUACAUUGUUUCAUCGUAUUAUACUCGUUUUUAGAUGUAAGGUCUCUAAAUUUUUAUUAUGUAGGUCUUUAAAUAUUUAUAAGUUCUAUUGGUAAUGCUAAAGAUGAGCACAUAAAAAUGGAAUCAUUUUUAUCUCGAUAAAAGAAAUUUAAAUUUGAGUUAAAUAAAAGAUUUUGAAAUUCAUCAAAGAGAAGUUUCCAACCAAACUUAGGACAUGAAUUUUCUUUCAUAAAAUUGCACAAUUUGUUCAGUAAAAUUUUAAUAAUUCAAAAUGUUAAAAAAUAUAAUGUAGCGUAUUUAAAAAACAAUAUAUCUUUUCGACCAUUAACCAUCUGCAUAUUUUUUAGAUAAAAUUCUGAAUAUUAAUGAGAAGGAUAUUGAAAUUGUAAUAUUUUUUAAAGUAUUUGUAAGAUAUCAUAUAAAUAUUUUUUGUUAAUUUGUCAUCCUUAUUUCAAUAUAUAUCUGGUUGUUUUAAGAGAAAAUUUUACAUGUUUAUGUCCAAAAAGGUCAAACUUUUAUUUGACCCUGAAAUGACUGAUACUUAUAUUGUGCAUUGUGUGGCAUGUCAAAGCUUUGAUAUCAUUCCAUUUUACAAAUGAAACUGGAAGAAAAUCUAGUCAGAAUAGUUUCUUUAAGCUGUAAUCCAUUUGAAUAUAAAUCCUUUAUAAAAGGGUUACUCUCCUUGAUGUUUUGCUUUACUAUGUUAAAAAUAUACAUAUUUUAUGAUGUUUGCAAUAUUUUACAGCAGAGAUAUCUGUUUGCAAUAAAAAUGAUAUGUAUAAUGAA
Argiope bruennichi is the source of this 5162-nucleotide messenger RNA. Its product is annotated as tumor protein p63-regulated gene 1-like protein. The record is from RefSeq and is a predicted model, not a curated record. Lineage: Eukaryota; Metazoa; Arthropoda; Arachnida; Araneae; Araneidae. Bases 85 to 1131 code for a protein of 348 amino acids. The transcript has 6 exons. Gene Ontology annotation, cellular component: cytoplasm.